AUGACAGCACCCCCGGGUGCCUUCCCGGUUCAGUUCCGGCAGCCCUCGGUCAGCGGCCUCUCGCAGAUCACCAGCAGCCUAUAUAUCAGCAGUGGGACGGCCGCCAACAACAGGCUCAUGCUCUUGAGCAACCGCAUCAGCACGGUCAUCAACGUCUCGGUGGAGGUGGUGAACACCUUGUAUGAGGACAUCCACUACGUGCAGGUGCCCGUGGCCGACACGCCUGCCUCGCGGCUCUGUGACUUCUUUGACCCCAUCGCAGACCACAUCCACGGCGUGGACAUGAAGCAGGGCCGCACACUGCUGCACUGCGCCGCCGGCGUGAGCCGCUCGGCCGCCCUCUGCCUCGCCUAUCUCAUGAAGUACCACGCCAUGUCGCUGCUGGACGCCCACACGUGGACCAAGUCCUGCCGGCCCAUCAUCCGGCCCAACAACGGCUUUUGGGAGCAGCUCAUCCACUAUGAGUUCCAGCUAUUUGGCAGGAACACUGUGCGCAUGGUCAGCUCCCCCGUGGGCAUGAUCCCUGACAUCUACGAGAAGGAGGUCCGUCUAAUGAUUCCACUCUGA
Molecule: messenger RNA, 567 nt
Organism: Rangifer tarandus platyrhynchus (Svalbard reindeer)
Lineage: Eukaryota; Metazoa; Chordata; Mammalia; Artiodactyla; Cervidae
Source: the annotation of a GenBank genome assembly